This is a messenger RNA of Echinococcus granulosus, 1290 nucleotides long. Its product is annotated as Membrane-bound transcription factor site-1 protease. Gene Ontology annotation, cellular component: Golgi apparatus. Lineage: Eukaryota; Metazoa; Platyhelminthes; Cestoda; Cyclophyllidea; Taeniidae. Bases 1 to 1290 code for a protein of 429 amino acids. The record is from RefSeq and is a predicted model, not a curated record. Gene Ontology annotation, biological process: proteolysis. Gene Ontology annotation, molecular function: serine-type endopeptidase activity. The transcript has 7 exons.
AUGACUCAGGCAACCUACUCUUUGACGCGCGAUUUUAGUGGCGGCACUUUUUUCGGUGAUGUUGGCAAAGGAAAGCCUUACAAGAGAACGGAGAAAAAGGUGCCUUGGCGAAGGUUAUCGGCAUGGAGCGCAGCCUGGUCAUCAGGAGUGUGCGGGCAGGGUGUGCGUGUUGGCAUCUUUGACACUGGCCUCGUAAACACCAAUUUGCACAGUCACUUUCGCAAUGCCAACAUCAGGGAGCGAUCUAACUGGACGUGGCGUCUGAAUCGUGACUCUCGGUCGGACACAAACCCAGGUGCGUUGGACGGCCAUGGCCAUGGCACUUUCGUGACAGGGUUGAUCGCAGCCGCACCAUAUUUCUCCGCUUCUCCCUCCACCCUUACCUGUCCCACCGCGGGUCUUGCUCCGCGUUCCGAAUUGCACAUUUUCCGUGUCUUUACCGAUACUCAACUCUCCAUGACUUCGUGGUUCCUCGAUGCCUUCAACUACGCUAUCGUGAAGCGCCUCCACGUCAUAAAUCUCUCGAAUGGCGGACCCGAUUUCAUGGAUCAACCCUUUGUGGACAAGGUGAACGAACUCUCAGCUAACGGGAUCCUCCUCGUUUCCGCUAUUGGUAACGAUGGACCCGUGUUUGGCAGCCUCAGCAAUCCUGCUGAUCUGAUGGAUGUGCUCGGGGUAGGUGGCGUGGACGCUAAUGGCGACAUUGCCACUUUCUCUUCCCGUGGAGCUACCGCAAUGGAGAUGCAGGAUGGCUAUGGACGAUUCAAGCCGGACGUUGUUGGUUGGGCAACGGGAAUUGUUAGUUCAAACCCUGACGGCGGAUGCAAAACCCUGUCUGGAACAAGUGCUGUCUCACCUGUUGUAACUGGAUCUAUCGCUUUGCUUAUUAGCGCUGUUUUGUCAGAGAGGCCGUUGGACCAAUCACCAAUAAAUCCAGCGAGUUUAAAACAGGCGAUAGCUGCUGGAGCCGAUCCUCUGGUUGAUUCUGGGGGGAAAAAGAGGUUUUCCAUCUUUGAACAAGGCGCCGGACUACUGAAUCUGCGGAAUUCAAUCGAUAUAAUGCGUCGAUUGAAGCCACAGGCGAGUUUGUGGCCGAGCUACUUGGACUUCACUGAGUGUCCCUACUUCUGGCCCUACUGCAGCCAACCUCUAUACGCCUCCGGCCUUCCUAUCGUCGUUAACGUGAGUGCCUUCUACUACUUUUCUUUUCCAGUGUUCACUGCACGCUUCUCCUAUGUGGGCUGGUUUAUCAUACCACUUAGUCUGUUUCUCUGUCGUCAAGGCUACUAG